Molecule: messenger RNA, 4296 nt
Organism: Vigna radiata var. radiata (mung bean)
Lineage: Eukaryota; Viridiplantae; Streptophyta; Magnoliopsida; Fabales; Fabaceae
Exons: 2
Coding region: 1-4296 (1431 amino acids)
Molecular function (GO): nucleic acid binding; RNA-DNA hybrid ribonuclease activity
Source: RefSeq, a predicted model, not a curated record
AUGGUGACCACAAGGAACACGAACGCGGAGGAUCAGUCGGAGAUGUUGAGGCUGAUGGAGCAGAGAAUGAUGGAGAUGCAGCGAAAGCAUGAGGAAGAGAUGGCCGCGGUGAGGGCCGAAUGUUUGGCCCAGAUCGCUAAGGCUAAGAGAGGAGGAGACGGAGGCGAGCAGGGUGAGGGAGCAGGUGAGAAGCGGACGCCGCUGGAGGGGGAGAAUAGUAGCGCCCACGCCGAGGGAAGAGAGGAGCGGGGGAACAAAGAUAGUCAAUCACUAGUUAAGGUGGAGGAGUCGAGUGCAAUGGUGCCGUUCGUGCGGGAGAUAAUGGAAGUCCACAUAUCGGAGCAAUUUGUACCGCCACAAUUCAAGAUGUAUGACGGAACGUCUGACCCGAACGCCCACGUUAAAUCAUUCAUCAAUGCCAUGACCUUCCGAACCGGAUGCGAUGCCAUUUGGUGCAGAGCGUUCUCUCUGUCUCUGGAAGGAGAAGCUUUGGAAUGGUUUAACUCACUGCCGGUUAAUUCCAUUGAAAAUUUCAAGAGUUUAGGAGAAAUGUUCAAGAGGCAGUUCGCCGCAAGCAGUAUGGAGGAUGUGACGGUUGUAGACUUGAUGAACUUGAAGCAGGGUAAGGAAGAGUCUCUCAAGUCCUUUAUGGAUCGAUAUCAGAAAACGGUUCGCAGAGUUAAGGGCCUAAGUUUAGAAUUAGCCCUACAUUACGUGAUGCCUGCAUUGAGACCAGGCCCUUUCAAAGACAGCGUGUGCCGGAAUCCCCCCAUUACCAUGGAGGAGUUAAGGAAACGGGCGGCCGAUGAAGCUCGGGUUGAAAACAUGAAACAAAACUAUAGGCGAGAACAGCAAGAAGCUAAGGCGGAGAAGGGGGAUAAUCGGAAAGCUGAAGGUCAAGGAAUUAAACCGAACGGACCCAGACUCAGAGAAGGGCCGAGGGGCCCCAGAUUCCCACAUUACACUCCUCUCAACGCCCCCAGAGCUCGGAUAUUGCAGGAGGCGUUGAGCACCCAAAUCCUGCCGGCACCUCAAAAGCGACCCACACCGCAGGGGGCAGAUAUGAGUAAACGAUGUCUAUAUCACCAAAAUUCUGGACACGAUACAGAAGAUUGCGUAACAUUGAAGGAUAAGAUUGAGGAACUCAUCCGAAUGGGACGACUUCAACAGUACGUUAGAAGGGAGGAGGUCCGCCGAACGGAGGAACCGUCUAGAAGAGAACACUCUUACACAAGACCGGCUAGUCCGACCCGAAGCAGCAGGAGGGAGGCGAACUACCGGACAUAUGAUCGUCCGUCUAGAGAUCAGGGGAGAAGGACGGACGGAAGGCAGAGGAGUCGCAGUAGGGACACUUCGAGGGGACCCUUAAGAGGAACGAUAAACACCAUCUCUGGAGGAUUCGCGGGAGGAGGGUCCACUUCGUCUGCCAGAAAGAGAAGUAUCAGGGCGCUGAGGUCCAUACACGCGGUCGACGUCCGAAAAAGGUCAAUGCCGCCCAUCACCUUCUCGGACGAAGAUUUUCACGCCCCCGAUCCUGACCAGGACGACCCAAUGGUUAUCAACGUUGAGAUAGCCCGGUACGGAGUAAAUAGGGUGUUGGUGGACCAGGGAAGCUCCGUUAACAUACUAUAUUGGAGAACGUUCCUUCAGAUGGACGUUUCUGAGGACCUUAUCGUCCCCUACGACGAGCAGAUUGUAGGAUUCGCCGGGGAACGGGUGGACACGAAGGGCUAUAUCGACCUCAACACCCGUCUGGGUACCGGGCGGGAGAGCGAGGAGAUGAAAGUGAGGUUCAUACUGGUGGAUGCAACCACCGCUUACAAUGUCCUGUUAGGACGGCCGUGUCUUAACGCAUUCGGGGCGAUCGUUUCCACCCCCCACUUAACGAUGAAGUAUCCAACUAGGCGAGGAACCAUUUGUACGGUAAGAGCCAACCAGAAGACAGCUCGCGAAUGUUAUGCAGCCGGUCUUCGUAUGUACACGAAGGAAGUGAAGCGGAAAGUAAGUCGGUCUGAGGUCGCUUUGGCUGACCUCGAUCCGCGAACUAAUAUUGACGAUCGGCUGGAACCGGUGGGGGAAACCCAACCCAUAUUGAUAGGAACUAAGGCCAACCAAACCACCACUAUAGCAAGAGGGCUGCCUGAGGUUAUCGAAAAGGAGCUACGGAAUAUGCUAUGGAAAAAUCAAGACCUGUUCGCAUGGAUGGCAGCAGAUAUGCUAGGGAUACAUCCGUCAGUGAUGUCCCACAAGUUAUCGUUGUACAAGGAUGCCCGUCCGGUCUCCCAGAAGAAGCGAAAGAUGGGAGACGAGAAGAGAAGGGCGGUGGAGGAAGAAGUGAGAAAGCUGAAGGAGGCGGGGUUCGUCAAAGAAGUGACGUACACGACGUGGCUAGCUAAUGUGGUCAUGGUCAAAAAGGCGAACGGAAAGUGGCGGAUGUGCACGGAUUACACAGACCUGAAUAAGGCGUGCCCUAAGGACUCUUACCCUCUGCCGAGCAUAGACAAUCUCGUGGACGGCGCAUCCGGACAUAAGAUACUCAGCUUCUUAGACGCAUACUCCGGAUACAAUCAAAUCCCGAUGCACUAUCCCGACCGGGAAAAGACAGCCUUCAUGUCGGACCGAGCGAACUAUUGUUACGAAGUGAUGCCGUUCGGACUAAAGAACGCAGGCGCCACUUACCAGAGACUGAUGGAUAGAGUCUUCGCCAAACAGAUUGGGCGAUGCAUGGACGUGUACAUCGACGACAUGGUGGUACGGUCGCCCGACGAACAAAGUGACCUGCGUGACUUAGAGGAGGUCUUCGGCGAAGUCCGAAGGUACGGAAUGAGGCUGAAUCCGGCGAAGUGCACUUUUGGAGUAUCCGGAGGCAAAUUUCUUGGCUUCAUGCUGACAUCCCGGGGGAUCGAGGCCAACCCUGACAAGUGCGAGGCCAUUCUGAAGAUGCCGAGCCCGGCGACCUUGAAAGAUAUCCAAAGGUUGGUCGGGCGCCUCACGGCAUUGUCCCGGUUCAUCCCGAAACUGGCCGAGCGAGCAAGGCCGAUCAUGAGGAAGAUGAAGAAGGAAGCUUCUAAUAAGUGGGAUGACGACUGUGACCAAGCCUUUGCCCAGGUAAAAGGAAUCUUGAUGAACCCGCCAGUAAUGAAUCGCCCGGAUGAAGGAGCGGAGUUACACGUCUACUUAGGGGUUUCGGACGCGGCCGUAAGUGCCGUCUUGAUCCAGGAGCUUCCCGUACCAAAGUUGGUUUAUUUCGUUAGCCGCACACUGCAGGACGCCGAGACUCGAUAUCGGCAAGUGGAAAAGGUGGCGUUGGCCCUACUUCAUGCCGCGCGGAGGCUGCGACCCUACUUUCAGAGUCAUCAGGUGGUUGUCCGAACCAACCAUCCUCUCUCGAAGGUCCUGCGGAAGCCCGACCUGGCUGGACGAAUGGUGGCAUGGGCAAUAGAGUUAUCCGAAUUUGGGAUGCGCUAUGAACCCAGGGGUUCCAUAAGAGGGCAGCACCUCGCAGACUUCGCUGCGGAGAUACCACCGACGGGAAGCGACCUCUGGAGCUUGUACAUCGACAGGGCGUCCGGUAAGAAUGCAAGUGGGGCCGGUAUCGUCCUCGAGGGGCCGAACGGUUUCCUCUUAGAGCACUCCCUUUUGUUCAAGUUCAAAACAUCCAAUAACCAGGCGGAAUAUGAGGCCUUGGUGGCGGGCUUGGAGUUGGCCAAGGAUAUGGGAGCUAAAAAAUUGGUCUGUCGAACCGAUUCACAGUUGGUGGUUGGACAGAUGAACGGAAAAUUCCAAGUAAAAGAGGACCACCUUUCCAAGUAUUUCCAUAAAGCCUUCGCGCUUAUGUCAGAAUUCGAAGAAGCAGAUAUCCGGCACAUUCCCCGGGAGCAAAACACGAGGGCAGACAUGUUAUCCAAACUGUGUUCCGGCAAGGACAAGGGGCAGUUAACGACGGUUAUCCGGCAGAUUCUCCUUCAGUCGUCCGUCGAAUGUCAUGCGAUUAUCACGAAUGCCGCCGACUGGAGGGGCGAGAUUAGGGAGAUGAUGAAGAAGCAGGACGAUGGAGGCACCCUCCGGACAGAAGAGGCAAAAAGGAUAGCUCGUUUCUUACUGAUAGGCAACGACAUGUAUAGGAGAGGAUUCUCUACCCCCCUGCUCAAGUGUAUAUCCCGGGAAGAAGGACAGUACAUGAUGGAUGAGCUCCACAACGGAGAUCAUAAGAGUCGGCUAUUAUUGGCCCACUAUGGAAGAAGACUCCCGCGUAUUCACCAAGAAAUGCUUACGGUGCCAAGCGCACGCCAAUGA